AUGAAUCCCACUCAACUGCCGCCGACAGAGAAGCGUAAACGCGGCCGUCCGAAAGGGUCAAAGAAUGGACCCAAUGCGGGCACUGUGGGCCGUCCAGUUGGACGCCCCAGGAAGGAUGGAAUUUCGCGAAACACACCAGCAUCUUUACAUUCUACCUCUCAGGCUGCAGAGGCAGGGAGUCAUCAUAGUGACACCAGGCAGCCAGUGGAACCACGCACUCGUGACUCGGAAUUGAGCACGAGCACCAGCCCCGCACUGUCUGGACGUGAGUCAUCCCACGCGGACUCGGAUCAAUCAUUACGUGCACCAACGAGCACAAGUGUCAUUCAUAAUAUCCUCGAUGGAGAGUCGGACAUUGAGCCAGCGCGAGUUGUUCCGCAGCCAAGCACUGCUCCUGCAUCAAGUGGUGCGUGCAAUCUUCAGACUCGUAGUGUGAUUGACGACUCAGAACUUGAGUGCAUGAUUGAUGAAUUUUCUGCCAUCGGUGACAACAACAACAACAUUAUUCAAGAUGUUCCGACCAUGGCAGCACCUGAUUUGCCAUUGCCAGAACAUGCUUCCUCGGCCAAUGGUACCAAGACCAAGGUACCGCGUGCAACCAUGCCAACAUGGCUUGCAGACGAGUACGCAUAUGCCCGCACUCGUCUCGAUUCUGAAAUUGCAAAGACCGGGAGACCACGCAUCCCUUGUCCAAACUGCAAGGAUGCAAACCGGCGGUCCAAGAGGGGGCAGCCAGUCAUGCUUCGUGUUCUCAGCUGGCCGCAGCAGCCACGGCGCGUUGUUGAUCUUGAGCACUUGGUGUUCAUUAUUGGACACCGAUAUUAUUGUGGGCACGAGGAGUGCAAGAAGACAUUUCAGAGCUGGUCGCCAGCAAUCUUGCAAGCCAUACCACCACCGCUAGCAGCCCUCUUUCCAUUCCACCUAAUGUAUCGAAGUGGCCUGACGGACCACUUGGUUGGUGUCUUGCGAGCCUCAUUUCAGAGGGGUAUUGGGCCAUCACCUUUCGCUAAGAACAUACGAAUGAUGCACAUUCGCUAUUACGAGCAGUUGCACAUUCAAUACCUAGAGACCGUCCGUCAGCGCAUGCAAGCAAGUGCAUCUGGGCUCUUGCCACCGCAUCAACCCUUUCCUCGCUGGAAUGACCCCAGUGGAUAUGCCGGAUAUGUUCCUACGCACCGAUUUUUUCGAUGUUUUUAUAACUCGCUCAUUGAACAACAUGCCGCAGAGAUGGACCAACAUAUGGCCAUGCAGUCUGCUGAAACACUCAGUCAUGACCAUAGCUUUAAGGUGACAGGCAUUCUCGGUAAAGUCAAUGGUGUGGCAACAUUUGGUGCCCUCCAUACUGCCUGCAAUGACUAUGGUGAGUGUCGCAAGAUGACACUCACGCCAACGAAGGGACAUGACGACUGUAUGCCUGCCCUUGCUGAGAUUCCUGUGACACUUGCGAAAUAUGGGCAUGCACCUGUCAAGAUUCUAUUCACGGACAAUGUCUGCGGCGAUAAGUCAGCCCUCAAGAGAGCAUUUCCUAGUCUUCUAUACAGUGUAAAUCCUGUUCCGAGUUCGGGAUUGGAGGAUUUAGUAGUACCUGAUGGUUGGCAUGAGCUGCAUGUUGCAUUUGACCUGGAGUGGCCAGUAGACCGAGAGACAGGAAUAUACGGCAGAGUUUCCCUUGUAUCAUUGGCAUAUGAUAAGGCCAUCUACCUUAUUCCGAUCAGUCAAUAUGUGCAAGAUAACGGAUUUCUGAAGCUGCCAUCAUCCCUUUUGGUAGUCUUGCACUCGAAACGAGUCCACAAAAUUGGUGUCCAAGUCAAAGCAGACUUAACUCACCUAUACAAGGACUGUGGCUUUGCUGAUUCCACGAAUGAACAGCCAUUCAUUGGUGCUCUCGAACUCGGCCUUGCAGACUUAACAGCACUUGUGCUUCACCGAAAUCUGCCAAAGGACGCAUCUAUUCGAGUCAGCACAAAGUGGGAUGAUCCUGUGCUGUCACCAGAGCAAGAGAAAUAUGCCACAUUGGACAUCUAUGCAGCUUCAGCUAUUUUCGAGUCUUUCUCGGCUAUCCCUUCCUGUGGUCCAGUGACAUUGUCCACGCCAGUCAGCACCCAGGUUCAGCUCAUGUCACGAAACGGAGGACUUGCAGUGGCAUAUGGCCACAUAGCUCGUCACCAGCCAAAACAGCUGGAUGGGGUAAAUGUAUCAAAAACUCGUAUUGUUAUCACUGUGACGUCCAUCCUUGUCCCUGCCUAUCUUGUUCGAGCAGAUCUGCGACCUAACCAUCAAGAAACCCCGAUUUCGAAUCUUGCCACUAAAUCACCCUUCCCACUGCUAUGCUAUCAACGGGAUUUUCGAACAUGCACCAGAACCAGUGAGACAACACCACAGAAUAGCACCACAAUACUCCCAUCAUCACCAUACAAGCCUCAUGAUUCACCUUAUCUUCAAGUUGAUGAAAUCAAGGACUCGGAGCCUACAACAGACUCGGAUGUUGGCGAGUGGUUAUCACACGACAGAGAUUCUGGUGUCCCUAAACAGUUGGCCAGUGAUGCAGAAAAGGACCUGCAUGGGCUCUCUCAGAUUGAAUCACUUGCGGAACUUGUUUCCCGUAAUGUCACCAUUGAGAGCAAUGAAGUACGCUCUCGAGUUCUUGGGGAUAUCUGGCACCUCAUGGACCAGUUUAAAAUUUCCAUUCACCAUGGUCUCCGCCGUCCUUUCAGCCGUGCCCUUCGAGAUGCCAUAUUCUUACUGGACCCUGUAGAUCUUGCUGUUGUCGAAGAAGUGCUGAAAAAGAAGAAUACAUGUUUUCGCCAGAUGGUCCUUACCAACUCAGACUGGGUGUGGCAGCGCAUCAAGCGGCUGGUUCCACCUCCAGAGAUAUUGGCACCUCGUGUCACUGAAGUACUGCAGACCUACAGCCCACUGAAGGAUGCUGUGACUGGCCAGCCUCUUUUCAAUGAUGCAUCAUGGGAGAAAGCUCGUCUAUUGACCGUGAAUUUACUUCGCAACUACACAUUAACACAUAAUCUCGAGGUUGGCACUGUGAAUCGAACAGGAAAAAUCUAUCUUGGCUCUUAUGACAUCUGGACUCACAACCGGAUUGCACUUCUUGUGGAUAUUACUGCCAGUGUGGUGCGGCCGUCAUACCAGGAGUGUGGUCAGGCGACUUGGCUCAAUGGAAAUGAUUUCGAGCCUGCGAACGAGUCAUUCGGCAUCCUACCUGUUGCUGCAGCCACUCGCACAAAACUAGGAAUGAGUCAGUAUCGAGAUGACUAUGCAAAAGGUUGUAAGAUAAAGCAUGAAUACCUGGCGAGGCACCAGCAGACUCUUGUUGCUAUUCUGCCGAUCCAUACUGUGGAGGAGAAGGCUUUGUACCGCCUACUCAUCAAGAGUGUCACAGUCAUCCACCCGCUCAUUUCUUUCGCAAAGCUUCCUGAACAGCUCAAGUCAUAUUAUAAGACCUGGAAUGAGCACCAAAAUGAGCAUAACUCAGUCGAGCAGAACAAUGGCGCUUACCUGGAGUUGCAAAAGCUUCUCGCAGCACCAGUUGGAAUGCCUGAAAUUGCACCGGUGUGGGUAACACAACAAAGGGAAGCAAAGAAAGCAAGGAUCCACGAAAUGAUGCUGAUCAACCCUGAUCAAAGGCGACAAAAGGGCGAUGAAAGUGAAACGCGAAAAAUGCGCGAAGCGCAGGAAGGCGAAAGUGCGAAAGGCGAAAAUGCGCAGAGAACUGGGAUGAAAGAUGUGGUAGUAAGCUGUGGUAGGAAGCUGUGGUGUAAAACGAACAUGAAAGGCUCGGAGCCGAAUAGGGAGCGCUCUAAGUAUGCUAAAUAUGGUCUGAUAACGAAAAGGGACACACCUAGGAACUGGUUGGAUGAUGGAUGGAUGCUCCUGGAUGAUGCGCGAUGGAGUGCGCUUGAGCGCGAGAAACGCGCUAAGCGCGCGUGCGGGAACGCGAAACGCGAAAGCAUGAGAAAGUGUUGCGCCUAUGACAUAGCAGAAGUUGCGUAUGGAGUAGGGCGACGAGUGCGAGAGAAACGCGCUGAGCGCGCGCGGGAAUGCUGCGCGUUGUGUGGAAAAGUAGCGCGCCUAUGGCGCGUUUCGCGGGAAAGCUGCGCGUUUCAGAUGGUAGCCAAACAAGUUGAUGGCCGUCAGGCAUCAGCAAGCGAGGAGCCAACUGACUGGCAGAUUAGCAUGAUGCUGGGUUGGAAUAGUUCCCGCCAGACCCUACUGCAGUUGCAGUACAGCGACCCUGCACUCCCAGGACCUCAUGGACAAAAGCGGCCUGCAGAAGAAGAGGCAGUUGCACCUGUUAGAGUGAAACAGCGCGCACAAAGGACAUACAAAAAGUGUCACAAAUCUGAUUGUCCAGGAGCGUUCAAGAGCCGGCCCUGCAAAUACAAACAACCGGCGUCGGAGCCCCGAUCAGGAAGCACAUUUGCCCAGUCGCCACUCGAAACAAGCACCUGGGUAAAUACGUCAGUGUCGAGCGGGCAGCUACAAACACAGAAUGUACCACACACCGUAAACAUGCCGCCCUACUACACUGGCAUGUAUUUGCACCCUCCGAGACUGGCGCCGGUGCUAUAUCCUGGCUCGAGCUCUGAGUCAGCAGUCUUCCGCACGGCAAACUCGCGCGCGCUGCCAGUGCACUGCAUGUCUGACGGCUCCGUCAGAACAAGCGCAGAUGCUCAGUCAUCCUCGAGCAUGGGUACUAGGCAGGUCAACUUGAACUUACCUGUGCCUUCUGACAGUGGUACUGAAGCGUUCUUGAAAUAUCGAAGCAUGUUCAGGUUUCAAGUGCCUUUUCAGCCAUAUAGCGUGUGA
This is a messenger RNA of Suillus subalutaceus, 4821 nucleotides long. RefSeq lists its product as uncharacterized. Lineage: Eukaryota; Fungi; Basidiomycota; Agaricomycetes; Boletales; Suillaceae. Gene Ontology annotation, biological process: nucleobase-containing compound metabolic process. The record is from RefSeq and is a predicted model, not a curated record. The transcript is spliced from 23 exons. Gene Ontology annotation, molecular function: 3'-5' exonuclease activity; nucleic acid binding. The coding region runs from base 1 to 4821 and encodes 1606 amino acids.